GACACGCAUCGGGAGGGGCAGUUACAGAGGUUCUUCCUUGAAGUCUCGUUUCUUGGCUUUCUAAAAAAACUAGUUCAGCUUCCCCGGCUGAAACAUCAUAGCACUACAGACCACCAGCAGCAGAAUCAGCAGCAGUCAGACUUAGAUGCCUCGUUUCGUCUGUAUGCUGCUGUCAGUCAACUAGUAACAGGAGCUACUGCGUGAGGAGGUCACAGGCUCAGAGGACAUGGAGCAGGUAAAUCAGGAUCAUGUGAAGAUCGGAGAGGGCAAAUAUGUGACCAAGAAGUCCCUGUUGUCUCAUCUCAAAACUUACAACAUGUACUAUGAGGGGCAGUCACUUCAGCUUCGCCACAGAGAGGAGGAAGGGGAAGGACUGAUUGUGGAAGGGUUGCUCAAUGUCUGCUGGGGACUGCGACGGCCAAUCAGAUUACAGAUGCAGGACGACCAGGAGCGGGUCAGAUCGCCACCAUCACCUGUAGAACUGCCAUCAGAGGACCAUACAGACUGCACCAAUCAGGCUAGUCUGAAACUGCCUGCUAUCAAGGUCACGAGCCCACUGAGCCAGUCCUCUGCUGAUGAGGAGGGCGAGUCCACACACAUCCAGAGGACGCGCAGUGAUGUGGGUGGCAGAAGGCUGGGAGCGAGACGCAUCAAGAGGCACAGGUGCUCCAUCAAUGGCCACUACUACAACCACAAGACGGCAGUGUUCACUCCAGGGUACGGGUCGGUGACUAACGUGCGUGUAAACAGCUCCAUGACGACGGCCCAGGUGCUCAGAGUUCUGCUGAAGAAAUUUAAGAUCGAGAACAGUCCGGACGAGUUCAGCCUGUUCCUCAUUCACACCAGCGGAGAGCGUGUUCAUCUGAAGAGCACAGACCACCCGUUGGCAGUGCGCAUCAUGGAGGGCCCCUGUGAGCAGAUCAGCAGGAUAUUCCUGAUGGACACGGACCAGGUGGAGGAGGUCACCCAUGAUGUGGCCCAGUACAUCAAGUUUGAGAUGCCCGUGUUGCAAAGCUUCAUCACCAAACUAAAAGAAGAAGAGGACAGAGAAGUUCAGAAACUGAAAAACAGGUUCCAGUACAUGCGCUGUAUAAUUGAGAAGCACAUGAAGACUCGACACCAAACCACCACCUGUGUGUGAGAUGUUCUAUUCCCAUCAGCAACACACACACACACACACACACAUUUAGAAUUGCACUUUGCUGUCAAUGUUCCUGUCAAUACUCGAGUAAGACAAAAAGCAUUAGCACAAAGGUGCAACCAUUGAGAUUUGUGAUGAUCUGGGAAGGCCCAUCGCAUGGUGAAGAAUCUGAUAUCCAGGACGUUGCUAGGAGACGGUAUCCAGGAUGUUGCUAGGAUGGUCUGAAACGGGGCAUGGCGUGAAGGAUUUCUUUUUUUUUUCACUAUGUGAUGGGUUUCCCCAGAUAGCAUCACAUUUUUAUGUAAGUGUCACAAUGAAGCCAUGUUGACAAUCAGAGUUUGUCUCUGAAACAGACCGUUUUGAUCCAAAGAUCUUUCUUCCUUGCAUAAUGUGAACUGGUUUAUCUCCAUAUAUGACUGAAUUGUUUGUGUAUUUUAUAAUAUUUUUCCAAACUCACUGAUGAAGGUCCUAAAGACCUGACCUGGUUAUGUAUGAGUGUUUUUUUAUUAUUAUUAUUUUUCACUUUGUUUUUGCACAUGUAUGAAAAGUUUGAUCAUGGGAUGUCCUCAGUGUUUUGUUGAAACAGUAGGAUGAUAGCCACUCACACCAGGCUACACCAGGGGUGCCUCUCAUUUGGGCUUUUAUAUGUCCUCCCUCGCUCCUCGGGCCUCGAUCCUCACUGAUCUACAUAAAGAACUAUGGGGGGGAAACAAUGGGAUAGUCUAUCCAGUGUUAUAUUAGUUAUAGAUCAGUGGGAACGCCCCUCACCAGGCUACACCAGGUCCGUGACUGAAGCACUCUGUUUACAGAGCGUGAAAAUAGUUUUAGAAGACUGGUCUAAUUUUUUUUUGAACGUAUACAUGCCGCUAUCACGUCUGGUGUGGCUACUUCCAUUGAUUGCAGUGCAAGCUAAUUGUUGUAGCCAGACAUAUAAGUAUUUUUUAUUUAUUUGUAUAACGCUUUUCACAGAUAAAAUCUCAAAGUGCUUUACAGUACAUUAUAAAAUACACACAACAAGAAUAAAAAGCCAGACACAAGAUACACACAAUAAAAACAGGUCAUCAGAAAGUUAAAAACAGAUGACCUUCGAUCAUCGAAAAGAGUAUAAAUGAAGACAAAAGAAGAAAAGAAAAAGGCAAUAAAUAAAUGAAUAAACUUAAUAACGGCAAUGUCAUAAAACUAUAUAUAUAUUAUACAGUCCACGUAUGGUGGCAGUAGGUGCUGUGUUAACAGAUCGCUUCAGUCGCGCCUGCUGUAGCCUCCCUGUUAGACCUAAUCUGACUCAAUAUUUGUGCGUUUAUGAAAACCUUUCAACGGGAGUACAGGAAGUGCCCUAUAAGAUGUACAGUACCCUUGCGCUCAGCAGGACUAAUUGUUGUAUUAAAUGCAGUACUGGUCUCUUCUGCAAGCAGUUGAAUGUUCACAAUUGAAAUGUAUGUAGGUUCAUUAUCUUCAGUUUGAAUGUCUGCUCACAUUUUUUCCUGGUAAGAGAUGCAUAAACUUCUAUUUUUCUCUAA
Messenger RNA from Sardina pilchardus (European sardine), 2658 nucleotides. RefSeq names its product Ras association domain family member 2b (gene rassf2b). Gene Ontology annotation, cellular component: nucleus; cytoplasm. The transcript has 10 exons. Gene Ontology annotation, biological process: regulation of non-canonical NF-kappaB signal transduction; positive regulation of JNK cascade; signal transduction. The coding region runs from base 227 to 1141 and encodes 304 amino acids. The record is from RefSeq and is a predicted model, not a curated record. NCBI's taxonomy places the organism in Eukaryota, Metazoa, Chordata, Actinopteri, Clupeiformes, Clupeidae.